Blepharisma stoltei is the source of this 2129-nucleotide messenger RNA. Lineage: Eukaryota; Ciliophora; Heterotrichea; Heterotrichida; Blepharismidae. The record is from the annotation of a GenBank genome assembly.
AUGAAAAACCACUUAAAUAUCACUCCAAAACCUAAAAAAGACUCGCAGUUCCAAGAAACUUCUUUCUUCCCUCAUUCAGCGCCUUCAAAAAGGCAUUCUAAAAUUAUUCAAAAAUCUCUUAAAAACAAGUUAAUUGAUGAAUCCUUCAUAAAUCCACUUUACCUAAGCCAUGAUGGAUCUCCAGAAAAUUUACAUUAUCCGCCUUCAUCAAAUAUACACGACUUGAGUUUUGAUGAGCGGCUUCACUUAAAACAUUAUAGAGGGAUACAUAAAAUAGACCAUAAGCAUCUUAUCCCUCACGAAAAUUCUUUAUUAAAAAAUUUUAUUAAUAAUAAAUUGAAUAGUCCCUUUAAUAUAAAUUUAUAUAGCCAAGGAACCGAUAUUGAUCAGCCUGGGCUGGGAGAAUGCCUAGGAACUUCCCGAGUUGGUUCUCCAACCCAAGUUGACGAACCAAUUCGAAGGUUGGCAAAUAUGCCUGAUAUAAAGCAUAUGUCAACUCCCCGAGUUGGUUCGUCAACUUGUGUUGGAGAACCAACUCGGGAGGUUUCUAGGCAUUCUCUUAGCCCGGCCGAUCAAUAUCGGUUCCUGGGCUAUAUUAUCACUAGGCUAUAUUUAAUCAAAAAAAUAUAAUUUUGAUGAUACUACAAUACAUGACCAAACACCUAGUAAAAGGAUUCACUACCUAAACGAUAUAUGUAAGAAGCUUAUAGAAGAGCAAAGCGAAAUAAAAAAACAAAUUAGCAACCAAAAGCAGACAAUAGAAAAUAUAAAAAAACAAAAAAACCUCUCUGAAGCGGAUAAACACCUUUAUCCAAGAAUUUCUAGAAGCAGAUUUCCUAUGAUAAAAAAUGAAAAAACUCGGUCAAUAAGUGAAAUAUAUAAAAAUGGUGAGGCGAAACAACCCAAACUCCUAACACCUGUAGCUGGUGAGACCUAGGGACCUUGUGGAAGGGAGUUGUGCCAUUUGAUAAGUGUAUCCGGCCAGGUUUUACUUCGUUUGGUGGAGCGCAAUGUCCGGGUGGCUGACUGCAGGCUCACAUCCAGGCCAAGGUUUUACCUCGGAGGAAGAUGGAGUUCAGAAAUGGAAAGGGGUUCCUAACAAUACCAGUGAUGUUCCUCCUGGUCGAUCGGUAAUGCUCCCAAGCUCGAUACCAGGCGUUGUGUAGACCCCGAAUUUUCAUCAAGACCAGAAAAUAAUUUUUCGAAUUUCGAGAAGCCAAACCCCGUUGGUGUAUGGCACAGUGACCCAAACUUUCCAACUGUCAGGGAGCAUGUGCAGGAUCAUAUCUGGCAGGAAUAAGGCUUUUAAGGUCGUAAUAUGAUUGUCAGCGAAGCAAUUGAGAGAAGAAAUUAUUGAAGGGAAAAAGGAUCUUCUGAUCCCGACAGGUAGCUUUUCUAUAAUCUAACUAAAUGUAAGUUUAAGGUUCAAUAAGUGAAAAAAUCAUCGCCAAAUGCUGCAAAGGCGAGGGUAUUUGAAUUUAAUUCGUCAAAAAAAGAGGAUUUACUUUUCACGUUCAGAAUGAACGAGGCUGAGGAAUUAAUGAAAGAAACGUCUAAUUUUCCGAAAAAUGAAAAUUAUUCUCCUAUGAAAAUUUUGCGAUUUCCGAGGGAUAUAUUCACGAAUAAGGUGAGAAGAGUUAAGUAAAAUUAGCAUUAUUGAAAAGAUCUCGGCAGGUGAGCUCUUCUGCUUUCGUUAUCCUCAGUUAUAUUGCAAGCCUUGGCCUGGAGGGGAAAUACCGAUAUAGAGGGCAACCCGUUAGCUAAACUGUAAAUUCGAAAAUCGAGUUUUCUGGUCAAGUUGCCGGCUAAGAUGGAAUUUCGUUGCCCAGAAUGCAACUCCCUGUAUCGUGCUGAAAAAUUGCCCAAUUGUCAAGAGGCGUCUCAUGACAGUGAUAAGCCUUCCUUUUCCCAGCUCCGACACCAUUUCCCAUCAGGGAAAUACCAUGAUCUAGAUAUGAGCUUGCAGUCGGUUAAUCCAACAUUAAACUCCACCAUACCAAGCUGAUGCCCAUUUUCGAACGCAAUCCUGCUUUCCACAAGGUCUCCAGGCUUCCCAGCUGCAUAUUUUAGGAGGGCAGAUUAAUCCCCAUUUUAACUUAUAUAAUAAAGUGAGAAGAAGUCGGCAUUAA